This is a messenger RNA of Trichoderma atroviride IMI 206040, 2148 nucleotides long. RefSeq lists its product as uncharacterized. The record is from RefSeq and is a predicted model, not a curated record. Gene Ontology annotation, molecular function: DNA-binding transcription factor activity, RNA polymerase II-specific; zinc ion binding. Lineage: Eukaryota; Fungi; Ascomycota; Sordariomycetes; Hypocreales; Hypocreaceae. Gene Ontology annotation, biological process: regulation of DNA-templated transcription.
AUGGGUCGCAAGCCGAACCCCCUCAUCCUCGAGUACUUUGUCCGUGGGCCAAAGCUCAACGACAACAGCAACCGCUAUCCGCACACGUGCAAGCAGUGCGGCGAGAACUUCCCCAAGGGCCGCAUCGACAGCCUGACGACGCACAUCACCAAGAAAUGCCCGGCCAUCUCCGACUCCGACCGCAUGCGGGCGUGUCUCGAGCUCCACGGCAUCACGGCCCGGGCAGCUGUUGAGCGGCAGCCUCUCGGCGGGGUCUCCGUCAAUGGCCAGCCGCCCGCCCAGCUUGCGCCGCCACAGGGAGGAUGGAGCGCUCUCGAGACACUUGCCGAGGCAUCGCGCCAGGUUGAUCUUAACGAGAACAAUCGAGGCCAGAAGGCAGCAGACGCCGCCAAUCCUGCCAAUGGCGGCGGGUUCGUGACCGAUCGCCUGGAGCUGCAGGAGCAGUUUACGCUGGAGAACCCUCCCCAAGCUUAUGAGAGCCGCCCUCAGACAAGCACCAGCGUCAAGAAGGAGAAGAGCACCGUUGCUGUGCAGGUGGCGUCACCGACUUCUGAGCUCUCACCGGAAGAACGCCUCCAGGCUUUGCUCCCCCCUGGCGAUGUGCUGCCAGAUGCCUCCAACAUCUCUGUUGCCGUUGCCGCCACGGCUCGCUUGAACCCCUCGUUUCUCGACCCCCAGCUUGUCCAUACUGACAUUCCGCCGACCCCGUCUCCUCCAGCCGCAGAGCCACAAGCGCCCGUCGACCCAAUGCCAACCGCCCCUAUCCCCGUCUCCCUACCCGAUACGAGCGUUUCCCAGCCGUGGGGCGAGAUGACAUACUUGACUACCACUGCCCCGAUCCCGCUCCUCACAGAAACUUCUCCAGCGCUACCGCUUAUGAGUCGUGGCGGUGUCCGAAUGGAUACGAGUGACGGGUUGAUCAACGGCAGAGCCCGUCAUGCACGGUCGAGAUUCACUCCUGCUAGGCGGAAAGAGGUCCAGGAGGUACGGAAAAUAGGUGCUUGUAUAAGGUGCCGGAUUCUGAGAAAGAACUGUGGCAAGGGAACUCCUUGCGAUACUUGCCGCAAAGUCUUGGCACCUCGUGUCUGGAGGACUGGCUGUGUCCGUACCAGACUGCACGAACAGCUCGACCUGUAUGCUGCCGGCGUUCAGGUCGUCCUCUCCCAAAACCGCAUCAACCUCAUCAAGGACCAACUCAAGCUUACCAACGAUGGGAGCUUGAUUGAGGUAUCACACUUUCCUGAAGCAGGCAAGAAGAUUGUGUUUGGAGCCUUGGUGUAUCCAUUGGAGCCCAACGAAACUCAGGCAGAGGCUCGUGGGAACAAAGAGCCCUUUCACCAAGUCAUUAUGAUUGACCAAGACUCGGAAGAUAUCCCAGCCAAAGCCGAGGCGUAUAUGCGAGAUGUGCUGUCCACGUUUAUUGAGCGCGAGCCGUCAAAAUUUAUGAAAGUGACGCUCGAGGCUGCAUACCACCAGCUCUCAAAGGGAGAAGACGAUCUUCUCAAGAAGGCUCUGGAGCUUUGGGGCCUUGUGGAGAGCAUUGACCGCGAAAGACAAUGGACCAUCCUAGAGAAGCCCAGCGCCGAAGGAGAAGAACCGAGAUGGAUUAAAGAAGCGCAAAACGAAAACGACGCCGAUAUUUACACCAUGAUUUGCAUGCAACUCAAUGCUGCGGCCGAACGAAAAGCUAAUAGCACUUCCAAGAGCCUGCUGAAUCAUAUGGAUAGGCUUCUCACUGAUAGCAAAACAAAGGUCGGCUUCAAGGUCUAUCUUACCGCCUUAAUCUUCCUCAACUGCGUGGAAAAGUCAACCUGGGCCUUCAAGGCUUGGGAGCAGGACCAUCUCCGUCCAGGCUGGCCCCUGGAGCGCGACCCAAGUGUUUUCACUCAGCAGGGCGGAAACUUGGCCGGGUUGCUGAAAAUGCUCUUGUCCAUCCGCAAGGCGUUACCCCAAACUAUGCGGAGCGAAGAGGGAAAGUUGACGGUCCAGGAUAGAGACCCGGACAUCACCGAGUACUUUAAGACCCUUGAUCUUGAUUUCAAUAACAUUGAAACUCGCCAGAAAGGCUCACAAUUCUCCCCUGCCGACUCCCGUUCCCUCGAACUAGCCUUUUGCUCACACCUUCUCCUCCCUUACCCCUCGGCUUAA